GGAGGAAGGCACGGCUGCAGCGGCGAAUUGAACCGGCCCGGCUGUGGCGGCUUCUGUUGCCGCCUCCGCCCCUUCUUGUCUUCAACACAGUGCAGCGAGCGCCAAAGCCCCCCAGCCCUCCCCGCCCACAGAGGCGCCCCUCCACAGCGUCCCCCUCCGGCCGCCUUCCGCUGCUCUUUACAAUCUCGCGCCCCCUUUUGCAGCAGUCGUCGUCGCUGCGGCCAUCCGGGGUCCCGCGCUUUCGGCCUCACCCGUGGCUUCCCGCCCCUUCCCCCGGGUCGCGCGGUCGGUGGGUGGUUCGGAAAACAAGGUUCACCGUCGACGACGCGCAACCCCCUCCCCUCGGCGUGCGUUUGUGUGUUCUCCCCUCCCAGCUUCUUGUUGCACAGUCCUUAUGCAAAAGCUUGGCGAUACAGAUGGCGGGAAAAAGGAGGCGGAGCCCAUCCCGGCCUUCUAUAAAAGGAGCUGGCUUGCCGAAGUCAUUACUACUUUGCUGUUUGCAAGGGCGAGGGGAUUGUUCGGGUAUCGCUGCAAAGGCACGGGUGCCGCUGUAGCUGCUUUCGCCGCCGCCUUUGCGGGGCAGAAAUAAAUAAUAAAUAAAGCGGAGAAGGAGCGCGCGCGCGUCGGUCUGGCGGCGCGCGCCCCCGCGUCCCUUCCCCUUUGCCUUUCUAUCCCAUCCCAAGCCGCUGCUUUUAAAAGGCUUUGCCUCAGAGGAGGGAGACGGACGACAGAACUCUUAGAACCCGGCCGGGACGCCGCUGCUUAAACAAUUCCUGGGAUUUACAAUAUAUGUGAUUGUUCGGAAAGGGAUUUACCAGGAGUCCGUGCAAUUUUUUUGUCCCCCUUGGUGCCUUUUCUUUUUUGUUGUUGCAUUUUUCUGAUUUCUUUUUUUUUUUUGGCACCCUUCUAAAUAAUCGACCCACUGUCUUUUUUAGCCGGGACCUGGGAGGAACCGGCACUUUGCGCCGCCGCCAUGCCUCUCACAGUCCCGAGCUUCCCCAGCCGGACUUACGAUUACGACUAUGACUCGGUCCAGCCCUAUUUCUACUACGAAGACGAGGAGGAGAACUUCUACAUGACGGGGCACCACCGCGGCUGCGAGCUCCAGCCGCCCGCCCCGUCUGAAGACAUCUGGAAGAAGUUCGAGCUGCUCCCAACGCCGCCCCUCUCGCCUAGCCGUCGCUCCAGCUACUUCCCAUCCAGCGCUGACCAGCUGGAGAUGGUGACAGAGCUGCUGGGCAGUGACGUGGUCAACCAGAGCUUCAUCUGCGAUCCGGGCGAUGACGCCUUCGUCAAGUCCAUCAUCAUCCAGGACUGCAUGUGGAGCGGGGGCUCCACCGCCGCCAAGCUCCAGAAGGUGGUCUCGGAGAAGCUCGCCUCCUACCAGGCGGCCCGUCGGGACAGCGCGGGCGCGGCAGGCUCCACCCGCAGCAGCAGUUGUAGCAGCAGCGGCAGCAACAGCAGCCUCCAGCAGCCCUCUCCACAGACGCCUGCUGCUGCCUCUUCCUCUCCCAGCAGCACUUACCUGCAAGACCUAGGGGCUUCCGCAGCCGAAUGCAUUGACCCUUCUGUUGUCUUUCCUUACCCACUGGGCGAGAAGUCACCAAAAUCCAUGGAAGUUGCCUCUCCCGAGGCCAGCCCUGUUUCCUUGCUGGACACACCACCCACCACCAGCAGCGACUCCGAAGAGGAGGAGGAGCAGGAAGAGGAGGAGGAAGAAAUUGAUGUUGUUACGGUAGAGAAAAGGCAACCUGCAUCAAGGAAAGGGGAAUCUAAUGCACGCUCAUCAGGAGGGCACAGUAAGCCCCCCCACAGCCCCCUGGUUCUGAAGCGGUGUCAUGUCCCCAUCCACCAGCACAACUACGCUGCCCCUCCCUCAACCAGAGUUGAGUACCCCUCAUCCAAAAGGCUAAAGUUGGACAGUGGCAGAGUCCUUAAACAGAUCAGUAACAACCGCAAAUGUUCAAGCCCCCGCACCUCAGACUCUGAAGAAAACGACAAGAGGCGAACACACAAUGUUUUGGAGCGCCAGAGGCGAAACGAGCUCAAGUUGAGCUUCUUUGCGCUGCGUGACCAAAUUCCAGAAGUGGCCAACAAUGAAAAAGCCCCCAAAGUAGUCAUCCUCAAAAAGGCCACAGAAUACGUCCUCUCCAUCCAGUCAGAUGAACACAGACUGUUAGCAGAGAAAGAGCAGUUGAGGAGGCGACAGGAACAGCUGAAAAGCAAACUUCAGCAGCUAAGGAACUCUUGUGUUUAAAAAUAAAAUCAAGAAGCCCAGAAAUGUUGGAAGGUAGAACAUAUGUAGAUUGGGAUGGACCACCAACGAAGCAAAAAGUAUGAGAACUCUAGUGCUUCUUUUAAAAACAAAACAACAAUGCACUGUACUGAUGGACUCAACUAUAUGUGAAAAAUGGAACUAUUGCAUGCUCAACAACUACACAACCUUGGCCUGACCUUGGUGCAAGGCUGGCCAAAACCUCAAAACUGCCUCAGAACUGAUAAAACUUUGGGCAGAAACCUUCAUGCUUGGGGAUGAACUCCUUUUCUCUACCUUUUUCUUUUUGUAUUUAAAGCAUCUUCUUUUCUCUUAAGCUGAUUUACAAGUGAAAAAUAGUUGUUGCCAGAUCUUCUGUAAAUAUAUUUACACUGCCUAAUGACCUGUAAAUAUCUUUAAUAAAAAAAUCUUUAUAGAAAAUUUAAAAAAAACUGCAACAAAUAAUGCUUAGUUGGUUGUGGCAAUUGAAUUUAUAAUUGUCUUGAAACUUUUUGUGCCAUAACAUUUCACAAACUUUUGGUCGUUUUUAUUUAAAUAUCUUUUUG
This is a messenger RNA of Rhineura floridana, 2820 nucleotides long. RefSeq names its product MYC proto-oncogene, bHLH transcription factor (gene MYC). The record is from RefSeq and is a predicted model, not a curated record. The transcript has 3 exons. Gene Ontology annotation, molecular function: RNA polymerase II cis-regulatory region sequence-specific DNA binding; DNA-binding transcription factor activity, RNA polymerase II-specific; protein dimerization activity. The coding region runs from base 974 to 2257 and encodes 427 amino acids. Lineage: Eukaryota; Metazoa; Chordata; Lepidosauria; Squamata; Rhineuridae. Gene Ontology annotation, biological process: regulation of transcription by RNA polymerase II; positive regulation of cell population proliferation.